Molecule: messenger RNA, 819 nt
Organism: Beauveria bassiana ARSEF 2860
Lineage: Eukaryota; Fungi; Ascomycota; Sordariomycetes; Hypocreales; Cordycipitaceae
Product: gp24-like protein
Exons: 1
Coding region: 1-819 (272 amino acids)
Source: RefSeq, a predicted model, not a curated record
AUGUUUCUCUCAUUCAUUUUUGUCACGGCUCUUGCGGCGAAGCUAAGUUCCGCCACUGUCGGUGCGAAUUGGUUAUUCCCCGACGCUGAGUCAGGAAGCAAUCUCAUCAACGAUGUCACGUUCCCCUUUGACUUGAGCAGGGCCCCUCAGCAGGCAGGCUUUUACUUUGCGCAACAGUUCAAUUUCGACUAUGCCGACGAUAGCACCUACAGUGGUGCGCAACAGUUCUAUUACGACUAUAACCAGCCUAGUGCCUACAUUGGUCUGCAGCCGCAGCCAAGAAACGCGAGCGGCAGUGUCAUUCGUGCUGCCUUCUCCAGCUUCAUUAACGGCACCACCACGAAUUCGUCCCUAUGCUAUUAUGGGGCAGACGGCGGCCCCGGUGUCAGCUGCGGCGUCGAGUUUAACGGUGAUUACUCCCACAAGUACGAUUGCGUCGCGGAAACGACCGAUGGGGGUAAUACUUGGCGAGGCACCGUGGUGAACACUAACACUGGAGCCUGGCACUCCAUCGGUGAAUGGACUCUGCCCAAGAAAGCGGCCGGUAUUGGGCCGCGGGGUCUCGGAUUUGCUGAAUAUUACUCGUAUCCUCGCGAUCAGUACAACACGGAAAUUUGCAAUGCCCUGCCUUCGACGGAAGUUUCCUUCUUCUCGCCGUCUAGCAGCACCAACCGCGCCGGUGAAGGGGUAAUUGAGAAGCCGUACGAAUACGGUGUCUGUGAACACAGGUCUGCUUUCAGAACUUGGGGUGUUAGUGAAGGUUACCAUGUCAAGACAGGCUUUCAGGGCCAAGGUCGCGGUCAUUGGUGGUCUUGGUAG